Molecule: messenger RNA, 1461 nt
Organism: Podospora pseudocomata
Lineage: Eukaryota; Fungi; Ascomycota; Sordariomycetes; Sordariales; Podosporaceae
Exons: 4
Coding region: 1-789 (262 amino acids)
Source: RefSeq, a predicted model, not a curated record
AUGCGGGAUGUUUUGACUAUGCUGGCCAGUCGUUCGGUCAUAAAGGCAAGACUUGCCCAUCGCCUGAGUCUUCCAGGGCUGUGGAAGUUCUCGUUCGAGACAACGUCGUCUUAUGACUUGAGACGACCAAAGAAGAUGGAGGAGGUCAUUGCGAGAAAGAUUGAUAUUAUUUGGGGCUUUCUGCCAUAUGAGAUUUGUCUCAUGAUUGCCCCGUAUCUAGUUCGGGAAUAUUCUAUCGGCAGACUUCACGCGCUAUGGCCUAGCAGUCGCCGGGCUGUAAGUGCCAAUCAGCAAUUGGAGACCUCGAGGACGAUCUGGGCUCGGUAUAUUGAUAUUGGGGGUGUUGAGUAUGUCUAUGAUCUGUCGAACAAGAAAGAGGAGCAUCAUCCCAAAGUGUUUGAUCCAGCCACGACGUUUGAUGCUGAUGCUCUAAGGGGCAUGGUGGAGGGUUUUAUCGCCAUUCCCUCCGACACUGGCGAUAGAGGCCUCAAAGUUCGAACAAUUCGCACGGCUUCUUCGUCCAGCAUUACACAUGAUCUUUGGCCGGUGCCCAUCCAUCUCGAGGAGAUCGCUUCGCUUAAGAUCCAUAACUUGACUGAACCCAAAUCCGAAAGGCCACAAGAGGAGAUUGUCCGGAUACUUCCUUCCCAAAUCAACGGACCAGAUGUUAAUGGGUACUCCUUCAGCUGGUCAGGCGAAUUUAUCUUCCUUCACACGCAUCACAAGGGGGAAGAUGUCCCAGUCAAUAUGUACAGGGAAUGCAGACAAAUGUUUGACUUUCCUGUCUGAACUCAUGUUCCACUCGACCCGACGAACUUAUCACCAGCAUUUGGAUGCGAUAUUCCUGUGAUAAGAUCGACUCUUGUCUCUGGAUCCAAACCAGUAAAGAAAUAGAAUAUAUCAUCGGACCACCUAUGACCACCAACACUCAAAUUGGUCGAGAAUUGUCGGCCCACUCAAUGAAAAUCGCCCAGUCCACGCCUCCUUCGCCCUCUCCCGCACCGGCAUAAAACACCUCGCCACACCAAAAUCCAGCACGCUAACCCACGGCCCUUGAUCCCACCGCCAACCUCCCUACUCAACGGCAUUCAUCCGGAUGACCCCGAAAACGAAUUCUCUCACUGGCUUGGAAACGGCGCGGCCUUUGCCAACCUCGCAGAGGUAAUCCCCUACCGAUUCCCGCCAGGCCCUACCUGUGACCCAUUGGACUCCCAAAUCCAAGGCCUCGGUCUGGCCUACCUCAACGGCAGAAGAGCUCACGUCGGCCAAACCCGUCUUCAUCUUGCUACAACACCGACUAAUGUCCGGAAUGUGAGCUCUGUUCACCUCGCUGUUCACAAGAGAACAGACGUGCUAGGUCUGCUACGUGACUGAUCUUUGGGUCGCUCCCCCCUCUCUGGAUGAGAGGGAAUCUGCCUGGCGAUGGAUCGAUAUCGAUCUUUCGAAUGAGGAGGAGAAGCU